UAUGAGCUCAGGUUUGAGGCUGAAUUCACAGCGCUGCUGAACCGGGUCAAACUCGGUCCGGGCGUCACUUACAGUCUGCCUGCUCAGAGGAGCCAUCCACCCGUCGCAAUGGCUGUCCGCGGUUGUGUGACCCUGCUCUUUAUUCUACUGUGCGGUAUUGUGCAUGCUGAUGAUCUGGUGACAUCACCAUUACCUGCAAUACAGAAGUUAAGCACAAACCAAAUCAUCUCCAGCACUUCUUCUCCAACCACCAACAAACCCUCUUCAGCUGCCACUUCUGCCGCUGUGACUACGGAAUUUCCAACCACGCAUCACAACACGACUAAUUCUACUACAGAGCCUCCAACUACCCCACAUCACAACACGACUAAUUCUACUACAGAGCCUCCAACUACCCCACAUCACAACACGACUAAUUCCACCACAGAAGCGCCAACUACCGCACACUCUAAUGCUACAACAGCUCCAACUCCUCCUCCGACCUCUCCUCCUGUCCCCAACCCAACUGUUGGAAACUACAGUGUCAAGUCAGACAAUGUCACAGUCUGUCUUUUGGCAAAGAUGGGCCUUCAGUUCAGUUUCAAAAUGAGUGAGAAUGCCAGCUUUCAGACUCUUAAUCUUGACCCGAGUCCUAAUGUAACGGAAGUGAGUGGAGCCUGUGGAAGUGGUGGCAAUGACUCUUCCCUUGUGCUGAAGUCGGAAGAAAUCACAGUUCAUUUUAUCUUCACAAAUGUUUCACAGAAGUUCCGUCUACAUGCUUUGAUGCUCUCUGUUAAUCUUGCAAAUGGAAAUGUUUUCAAUGCCUCCAAUAAUAAUUUGUCUCUGUGGGAGGCAUCUGUCGGAAGCUCCUACAUGUGCAAAAAAGAGCAGAGUUACAACAUCACUGACAAGCUUACCAUCAACACGUUUGAGCUACAAGUGCAGCCCUUCGCAGUCCAGAACAACAAGUUUAACACGGGUAUGUAUUUGUUUGUGAUGCUAAAGAAUAAAGCUGAGAUAAUUAUCUCAUCAGAGGUAAUUAUACAGCGUAUGUAUAACUCAUAACUGGACUUUGUCCUU
Sinocyclocheilus grahami is the source of this 1059-nucleotide messenger RNA. RefSeq names its product lysosome-associated membrane glycoprotein 2-like. The record is from RefSeq and is a predicted model, not a curated record. Gene Ontology annotation, cellular component: late endosome membrane; autophagosome membrane; plasma membrane. Bases 109 to 1044 code for a protein of 311 amino acids. Gene Ontology annotation, biological process: protein targeting to lysosome involved in chaperone-mediated autophagy; cellular response to starvation; autophagosome maturation. Lineage: Eukaryota; Metazoa; Chordata; Actinopteri; Cypriniformes; Cyprinidae. The transcript is spliced from 5 exons.